AUGUACCAAGGCAAAGCUGCAAGUGCGUCGAGAAUGGUACCGUCCUUCUCCGAUCUAUGUUACACGACCUUGCUGACAUUAACCACUAGGGGCGACACCACCGCGGCUGAGAGGAAAGCGUACAUAGCAGCAGUGCAGUGUCUCACCAAAGCACCGUCCAAACUUAGCGCUACACAAUAUCCAGGUGCAAAGACUCGCUACGAUGACUUCGUCGCCAUCCACAUGAAGAAUACGCUGAGUAUCCAUGGAACCGGCAACUUUCUCUCUUGGCACAGAUACUUCACCUACGCGUAUGAGCAGGCGCUAGUAAUCGAAUGUGGGUAUAACGGCACACAGCCAUACUGGGACUGGGGACGCUACACCGCGCCUGAAACCUCGCCCCUUUUCGAUGGUAGCGAGACUAGCAUGGGCAGCCAAGGAGAGAAAGUGACGCACAACAGCAAUGGUAUGAAGCCAGCUGGAAAUGGUGGUGGAUGCAUCGCCAAAGGUCCAUUCAAAGACAUGAAGGACGGCUACGGCUAUAACCCUCGCUGCAUCAAGCGUGACAUCAGUGGAUACUUAGUGCAGCGCGACUCGACACCUGCUAAGACCGCAGCUUUGAUCACUAACAGCAAGACCAUUGGAACUUUCCAGGACACAAUGCAGAGUGGCACUGGUGUGCAUCCUGCAGGGCACUUCACCGUGAGUGGUGAUCCAGGUAGUGACUUUUACACCUCGCCAGGAGAUCCGUACUUUUGGCUUCAUCACGCCAUGAUUGACCGAGUGUGGUGGAUCUGGCAGGCGCAAGAUUACGCGAACAGACAGCAGGUCAUCGCUGGCGGAACAUCGAUGUUUGGCGGCGGUCGUGCACAGUCGCUGGAGGACAAUGUCGACUUGGAGGUGCUGAACGUAAAUGGCAAGGUAUACAAGAUCAAGGAACUGGUCAGCACGGUUGAUGGUCCGCUCUGCUAUGUUUACGAGUAG
Molecule: messenger RNA, 963 nt
Organism: Parastagonospora nodorum SN15
Lineage: Eukaryota; Fungi; Ascomycota; Dothideomycetes; Pleosporales; Phaeosphaeriaceae
Exons: 3
Coding region: 1-963 (320 amino acids)
Molecular function (GO): oxidoreductase activity
Source: RefSeq, a predicted model, not a curated record